GAGCUUAUAGUUUUUUUGAAAAAGAUGAACCGUGGAUAUGAUAGUUAUAACCGAUCCCGAUCUACAUCAUCUAGACCCCUGGAUCGAGAGCCCUACCAUGCUGUAUCAGAGCUGUACACCAAGGAAAUAACCCAUACUCCAAUUGGUCCAGCUUCAGACCUUCCUCCAGAAAUUUUGGAUAUUCUUAAAGAAAAUCCCCGAGCAACACCACAGUAUACACCUCCGUUGAUUAGGCACCGCGAAAACACAUGGACCCCAGAAAACUACCCAAUUGUUCGUGUCCCUUCUGCACAAUUCACAGAUGUUAUGACUGAACUGUACGACUAUCACGAAGUAGAGAAAUACACACACCGAUCGGUCACCCCAGACUACGAGCCACUACGGAAAGAGCCGGAGCUCAAGGAGCAAAAAUUGCCAACCUACCAGGUGAUCCCUCCGACACCCGAAAAGAACACGCCACGUCACCAGCACCAUUCGGGUAUCACACUGUCCCCAUCAGAUUCUUCAAGGACACUCGGAGCCCUGCCAAAGAAGCCUCCAAUGUACGAAGAGUAUUUGCAAAUGCAGAAGAAGGACGAAAAUCGGAAUAUUCCUAGACAAGUCUCCUCGGCGGAUUCCCAAAGGACGAUUCGGAAUAACAACGAGCUCAGUCACUUGAGACACAUCGAUUCCUCGUCGUCUUCGGAAGCUUCCGAGCCAGCGAAGGAUCUUGAUGAUCGUGAACGUUAUGUGUACACACAUGAUGUCUACGUGGAUUCAACUACGGGGCGCCCGUUCACACCGGGGAGAGAGGAUGUUCGGGAGAAGAAGAAUUGCGAUAAGUUGAAGAUUAAUGUCUACUUCAAGCCUCCACACCCUCCAGUAGAAAUUACAUACAAGUUGGACGAAAUUGAAAUUGAGAAGAACGAAAAUAUUGUAGUAACGAAGCUCCGCCCAUCCCGCUCCGACACUAUAUUAUCGCGUAGUGUUUCCACAAGUCCGUCGUCAGUCACUGAUAAUAUUCCAAAAACUUCAACUUCAAGAAUUCCCUCAAGCGAAAACCCGAAAACGAUGGAGCACACCACAACCAGCCGCCGCUUCCCAACUCAAACCUCUAUUCUCAGAAAAGAGCACGAAAUUGUGCAAGUGCCACUUCAUCGGAGCCAAUCGCUCAGGCAAUCUAGAAUUUCGGAGCAUAGUAAACGAUCCCUCGGCAAAACCACCUCUACAGUGAGCACAGAGCGUCCAAUUCCGAUCCACGUAGUGGAGGAGACGUCAUCAAUCGAUAUGGAUGUCGUUUUUCCAAAAAUGCCACAUCAUCAAACCGUGACAAACGUCAGAGUUCCUUCGAGCAGAGGAUCAGCAAUAUCCAGAGCUCACAGUGAGCAUCGCAGGUCGAUUGACAGGAGCGAACCACGUCACCACCAUCGUCAUCAUGUUCAUUCCGAGACCCCUGAACUUCCAUAUACUAGAGGGAUCUCCAAGACUCCGAGUGUUCGAGAAUACAAUGUGAAGCGGGAAGGUCAGAGAUCGCCAAGCAGGUCUCAUAGAUCUGAAAGAAGCCCAUCAGAGGUCCGUAUCCCGGUGACAACUACACAUACUCGCCCGAUUGCAAAACGCCAAAGCCCGGAGGAGCUGGAUUAUGGAAGAUUCGCGGAUAAAAGUCAGCAGAACCGAUUUCCGGGGGAUCAUCAGGCUAGGGAGGAGGACUUACCGUAUACCAGGGGAAUUUCCAAGACUCCUAGCAAUCAGGAUUCCAGGUCGGAGAGAACUCCGUGCUCGGAUAUUCACAUUCCUUACAAUAACCCUGAAAAAGAGAGAGCCUAUCAGCAAUCCGAGCGGUCGUCUUAUAGAUCCCACAAAUCGGUGACCCCAUCAGAAAAGUCGUUACCCCGCAAUUCGGAGACCCCCGAGCUACAUUACACCCGAGGAAUCUCAAAAACGCCAAGCGACAGGGUGGAGAAGUCAAGGUACCUAUCACGUGGUGUCAGUACCCCACAUACCCCAUCUGAAGUGCACAUUCCAUACAAUAAUCCAGAGAAAGAACGAGCCUACCAACAAUCGCACCGCCCGUCUUCGCCAAAGAGACGCCCGUCUGGAAGAACAAAUUCCCCCAACAAGUCCAGCAGCAGCUCCAAGGCGAGACCAUCGGCGGCUCCACUCGAAGAAAUAGUGCAUAUCAAGGAGAGAUACGAGAGAGACGAGACGAUUCGCCGAUUCUUCCCAACUACGACUGCAGUGUAGACUAUCUUAAAAUUAUUUUUCUCGAAUUAAAAAAAAAUUGAUUCCCAUGCUGUGCUUUCUCGACAAUAAAUUGCUUGCCA
Caenorhabditis elegans is the source of this 2303-nucleotide messenger RNA. It is a transcript of the gene cnp-2, whose product is annotated as Calcineurin-interacting protein 2. Lineage: Eukaryota; Metazoa; Nematoda; Chromadorea; Rhabditida; Rhabditidae. The record is from RefSeq and is marked reviewed.